AGCAGAGCCACCCAAGAAAACUACUAUACAUAGUGAUCGAUCUUCAGGCCCAGGGAUCCGACUGCGCAAUCCCCCGUCUCACCAGUUCUACCCUCGUUUCGCAAUUGUCCCUCUUCCACCAUCACACUGUUCCAGCAACCUCCUGGGUUUCAGCUCGAUUCCCUUAGCGACUCGUGCUUUUACACUCUUUGAAUACCUUCAGCAUUUCCUUCCGAUUCUCGUGUCCGAAGCACAGAAUUUCCUCCGCCAGUCUGUGUCGCAACAAAACGAGGCCGUACAAACGAUGAAUUUCUAAUCCUCACGAUCGUCCCACUAUAUUUUGGCUACCCUACAUAACGAAUCACCAUUAGCAAUGACUGUUGCCGAAGGAAGUGGCCAGGUGCCGCUUCCACACACCAAGCCUGCGCAUUAUGCGACAACUACAUUGAAAGUGGACGGCAUGACUUGUGGCGCCUGUACAUCCGCAGUCGAAUCCGGCUUCAAGGGUGUCGAUGGCGCCGGUGCUGUGUCGGUCAGUCUCAUGAUGGGAAGAGCAGUGAUACACCAUGACCCUGCAAUUCUCCCAGCAGAGAAGCUUGCAGAAAUCAUCGAAGAUCGUGGCUUCGACGCCGAGGUUCUCACCACCGACAUGCCUCAACCGACGAAAAUUUCUGUUGAUGAGAAUGCCACACGUCUCACCACUACCACGUUGUCUGUGGAGGGAAUGACAUGCGGCGCUUGCACUUCUGCGGUGGAGGCCGGGUUCAAGGAUGUCCCGGGCGUCAAGAGCAUGAGCAUUUCACUUCUUGCAGGGCGUGCAAUAGUACAACAUGAUGCGAGCAUCAUCGAGGCCAGCGCUUUGGCUGAGAUCGUCGAAGACUGCGGAUUCGACGCCAAGGUAUUGGAUUCAAAAGUACAAGAACCCAAACCUAUACUCCACCUGUCCACAAAGGAGCAAUCGCCGGCUACAUGGACUACAACGGUUGCCAUCGAAGGAAUGACCUGCGGAGCGUGUACCUCCUCGGUGGAGGGGGCAUUCAAGGACGUGCCAGGCUUGGUCCGUUUUAACAUCAGUCUCCUCGCAGAACGAGCAAUGAUUUGUCACGAGCCGGAGAUUUUGCCCGCAGAGAAGAUUGUCGAAAUGAUCGAGGACGCAGGAUUUGACGCCAAGGUUGUAACUACAAGUGCCGAUGCCGCUGCUCAAGGCAGUUCGUCGCUCACACAACAACUUAAAAUAUACGGUUUGGCCGAUGGCGCGGCUGCUACUCAACUUGAAGACGAGAUCAGAUCAAAAUCCGGCGUCCAGAGCGCUGUCAUUAGCCUGUCGACUUCACGUGCUAAUAUUUCAUAUGAUCCUUCAGUUAUCGGUCUCAGGGCACUUGUGAGCAUCAUUGAGGCCGCUGGCUACAACGCCUUGGUGGCUGAUACCGAGGACAACAAUGCCCAGAUCGAAUCACUCGCGAAGACAAAAGAGAUCAUGGAGUGGCGACGCGCUUUCUUGACGUCUCUGGGGUUUGCUAUUCCGGUCCUCUUCAUCAGCAUGAUCCUGCCAAUGUGUUUUCCAGCCUACAAUUUCGGCGCUUUCCAACUAAUACCCGGUCUCUUUUUGGGCGAUAUUAUCUGCUGCGGAUUGACAAUUCCGGUCCAGUUUGGCAUCGGGAAGCGAUUCUACGUCUCAGCAUUCAAAAGUUUAAAACAUAAAUCCCCGACCAUGGACGUCCUGGUGGUCCUCGGUACAUCGGCGGCAUUCUUCUUCAGUUGUUUCGCCAUCAUUGUUGCCAUCUUGUUCCCACCUCAUAAUAACCCUGGAACGGUCUUCGACACAAGCACUAUGCUGAUCACAUUUAUCACUUUGGGCAGGUGGCUAGAAAACCGAGCAAAGGGUCAGACGUCUAAAGCGUUGUCGAACCUUAUGUCGCUUGCCCCGAGUAUGGCAACAAUCUAUGAAGAUCCGUUGUAUGCAGAGAAGCUCGCAGGAUCCUGGACCGCUCCCUCAUCACCCGUUCUAGAAAAGGUUCCGACGAAUGAUUUCAACAAGACCCCUGCUCCAGCUACCGGCCCUGCCGCAGUCGAAAAGGUUAUUCCGACGGAAUUGCUUGAGGUCGGAGACGUCGUCAUCUUACGCCCUGGUGACAAGGUCCCUGCAGAUGGGACAGUCACUCGUGGCGAAAGCUUCGUUGACGAAAGCAUGGUUACGGGCGAGGCUAUGCCCAUCUUCAAAAAGAAGAACAGCGUUCUCAUCGCCGGGACUGUCAAUGGUGCAGGCAAGAUCGACUUCAAAGUCACCCGUGCCGGUAAAGACACACAGCUGAGUCAAAUUGUGAAUCUCGUACAAGAAGCACAAACAAGUCGAGCUCCAAUUCAACGUAUGGCAGAUCUUGUGGCGGGUUAUUUCGUUCCGGUCAUUAUCCUCCUUGGGUUGAUCACUUUCGUUGGGUGGAUGGUUCUUAGCCAUACCUUAUCGAACCCGCCCAAAAUCUUUGUCGACAGCCAAAGCGGUGGAAAAUUCAUGGUGUGCUUAAAGCUUUGCAUUUCUGUCAUUGUUUUUGCCUGCCCAUGUGCUUUGGGGCUUGCGACUCCGACAGCUGUCAUGGUAGGAACAGGUGCAGCAUCACAACAGGGAAUUCUUGUCAAGGGCGGUGCCGCCCUUGAGACUGCCACCCGAAUCACACAUAUCAUUCUUGACAAAACCGGUACUCUGACUUUCGGCAAGCUCAAAGUGGCCGAAAGACACAUCGAAUCGCUCUGGACGUCCAACGAGUGGAGGAUCAAGCUUUGGUGGACACUGGUUGGAUUGGCUGAGUCCGGGUCUGAGCAUCCGAUUGCCAGAUCCAUCCUCGCAGAAGCACGAGAACAGCUCGCUCUUGGACCAGAAGAUACGUUUCCUGGACAAGUUGGCACUUUUGGCGUUACAGUUGGCCAGGGUGUCUCUGCAAUCAUCGAGGUCUCGACUCCUGGUGAACAGAGCCAGUACAAGAUUUACGUGGGCAACGCAACUUUCCUGCACAACAAAAAGAUCGAAAUCCCGUUCGAGGUCGAAGAAGCCGUCAAUACAGCCAUGUCACCUACAACUCGGACAAAGUCAAAGACUGGUAUCACAACGACAUAUGUGGCCAUCAAUGGCAAAUUCGCCGGCACACUUGGGCUCUCGGAUACUUUAAAACCCACUGCGCCUGCAGCCAUCGCGGCUCUGCAUAAGAUGGGUAUCAGCACGUCUCUGGUGACUGGUGACACCUAUAACACUGCUCUGUCCAUCGCGGAACUUGUGGGCAUUCCUAAAGACGCUAUCCGGGCAGCUGUUUCACCCGGUGAGAAGCAAUCCAUCGUGGCUGAACUACAAGCUCAAGGAGAGGUUGUUGCCAUGGUCGGUGAUGGUAUCAACGAUUCCCCUGCGCUUGCCACGGCAGAUGUAGGCGUCGGUCUUGUCUCCGGCAGUGAUAUUGCUGUCGAGGCGGCCGACGUUGUCGUCAUGCGUUCAGAUGAUAUGCUUAAUGUUCCCGCGGCUCUACACCUCUGCCGGGUCAUCUUCCGUCGCAUUAAGAUGAACCUUAUCUGGGCAUGCGCAUACAACGUCAUUGGUCUUCCGUUCGCAAUGGGUAUCUUCCUCCCUCUUGGAUAUCACAUGCCUCCAUUGAUGAGCGCUACUGCAAUGAUAUUUAGCAGCAUCAGCGUCACCCUUAGUAGUCUAGCUCUCAGAUGGGCUGGACGACCGAAGUGGUUGACGAUUGAGCAUUUGGAGAUGGAACGGAGCAAUAUCAUUGUUCCAGUUAUCGGGCGGCGAUCCAAACCAAAUGUGGUGGGUAGAUUUGUCGAUGCAGUAAGCGGAAUGUUUGACGGAUCAAUCGUCAAGAGAAGAAGAGAAGAGAAGGAUAGAGGAAGCUAUGUUCCGCUCAGGAAUGUUGAUGUUGAGGCGGUAUAAGUUGUACAACAAGCAAACACUGUACGCACGCAUCUACAAUACAGAUUUGGUGGAAGAUUUUUCAUUUGUGUAAUACCUUUAUAUAUAGCACGCGUCCUCCGUAUACCCCAUUCAUAUCUGGUUGCGUGUUGGACAUUCUCGUAUCGCAACAAGUACAGAACAUAUACAUACUCCCUCUAUGAUGCAUGUGCCUAC
Messenger RNA from Exophiala oligosperma, 4093 nucleotides. RefSeq lists its product as uncharacterized. Lineage: Eukaryota; Fungi; Ascomycota; Eurotiomycetes; Chaetothyriales; Herpotrichiellaceae. Bases 353 to 3898 code for a protein of 1181 amino acids. Gene Ontology annotation, biological process: copper ion homeostasis; monoatomic cation transport. The record is from RefSeq and is a predicted model, not a curated record. Gene Ontology annotation, cellular component: membrane. Gene Ontology annotation, molecular function: ATP binding; ATP hydrolysis activity; copper ion binding. The transcript has a single exon.